Molecule: messenger RNA, 327 nt
Organism: Penicillium brevicompactum
Lineage: Eukaryota; Fungi; Ascomycota; Eurotiomycetes; Eurotiales; Aspergillaceae
Product: PLAC8 family protein
Exons: 2
Source: RefSeq, a predicted model, not a curated record
UUAUCAAGCUGUUUUCUGCCAUGCCUAGCAUAUGGAAAAACACAAAGCAGAGUCAACGACCCCAGCCUGCAAAACUUUAGUUACGUGAACGGCUCUUGUGCAAUUUGGACUUUACUCAGCUUAGGUGCCUCACACUGGAUCAUGCAAACAAUUACCCGAGGCGAGAUGAGGCAGCAACAUGGGAUUGAGGGCUCCUGUUGCGGUGAUUGCUGUGUGUCAUUCUGGUGUGGCUGUUGUGCCCUAGUUCAAGAAGAGAAGGAAAUGGAACUGCGCACGCGACCUUCUCUGGUUGGCUACCAGAAGACCAAUGGUAUGUCUAUGCCAUGA